Molecule: messenger RNA, 3052 nt
Organism: Melanotaenia boesemani (Boeseman's rainbowfish)
Lineage: Eukaryota; Metazoa; Chordata; Actinopteri; Atheriniformes; Melanotaeniidae
Gene: wdr95
Product: WD40 repeat domain 95
Exons: 27
Coding region: 1-2748 (915 amino acids)
Molecular function (GO): protein binding
Source: RefSeq, a predicted model, not a curated record
AUGCCGCUUGGGAAAAAGUUUCGGUCUUCUUCAGCUUCUGGAAGAUUAGAAACCAAACAUGUGACCAGCAUCCUGUCUGAGCUGAGAGGUACAGGAGAUAAGACAAGGAACACAACUGGGCCAGAAAAAGCAGAUGACUCCUCAGCACCUUGGCGAGUGGGUGUUGGUGAGGACAUAAAGGAGCAGCCUGAAUGGCUGGUUCGAGAGCUACUGAAACAGAACCACAGAAGACACUCUGUCACACUUGGAGAUAAAGCUCAAAUAACAAGAUCUCGGCACCACAUUAUUUAUUCAUCUCAGAGCUUGGAGAGCAAUGUGCAAAUUCAUGGGCUAUUUAAGAAGAUUGAUUACUUAGGCCAAGGAAAGAUUUCAUGGGGGGAGUUCUGCACAUACAUGCUGCAGGAGUAUAAAGGGAAGGAGGAAACUCUGAGACGCAGUGAGCAAGUGGCUUUCACUCUGCCAGCCAUCUUGAAUGAUUAUGGCCAUGGCAUUCCUAAUGUCAGCAUUCACUUCACUCAUGAUGGCACCAUGGUUACAGUUCGAGAAGAUGGAUUUGUUUGUCACUGGAGUCCUGACCUUAAACCCCAGAAGACCAAACACGUGUUUAGUGAAGGACCUGGUAAUAGAAAGUCAAAGUGGGCAAGUGAUUUCACGUUGAUGAUGGAGUACAGCAAGCUGAUGAUUGGAACAGGUGACAGAGAGAUCCAGAUUUAUGAACUUUUCUCUCUGGAGCCUUAUUGUCAGAUAAGUGCCUUGAACACCAUCCCUUUAACUUUAGAUUACAGCUACACUGGCCCUGAUAAAUGUUGUGUUGUGUAUGGAGAUGCUGAAGGAUGUGUUACUAUAAUUUUGAUAUCAUCUGCUCAAGAUACCCUCAGAUUAUGGAAUAAAUUACCAAAGAAUGAAAAUAUACCCAACAUAGCAAUUGACAAUGCAGUGCUUUCUCCAAAUGUGACAUUUGUCAGAUGGAAGGUUCAUCAUGACUGGGUGACACAGGCAAAGUAUUUUCCGGCUUUUCAAGCUGUUGUCUCUUCAUCAAGUGAAGACUCUUCCUCUCUCGUUAUAGAUUCUGCUCAGCAGUUAAAUGAAAUCAAAGAGGUUUGCUACGAGGGGAAAACCAAAAAGAUCCAACUGAGCUGGACUCCACAAGUCCGGGCAUUAUGUGAUCAGACGGUCUUCAAAAUCCACAAAGGUGUGAAGACUUUUGACCUUUGUGAGAAACACAGUUUACUGGUAACCGGAGGCAUGGACAGACUCAUACGGCUGUGGAACCCACAUUUUUCUGGGAAGCCUACUGGUAUUUUGAGAGGCCACUCUGCUCCCAUCUUCUUCCUCUGUGUAGCCUCAGAGGACAGUCGGAUAUUUUCUGUCUCCACAGAGGCCACAGUUAAAAUUUGGCACAUUCAGAAUCAGUAUUGUUUGUUCACAGCAGACCCCACAGCCAACAAGAUACAUGGGGAUAUAUCUGCAUGCUCAUAUUCUCCUACUUUGAAAUCUCUGUACAUUGCAGCAGACUGCAUGGCUGUGCUCCCCCUGAAGUGGAGGCCAAGCCUUCACAGUCGCUUCACCAUUUCACAUAAUGAGCCUGUGAUGUGCUGCGGCUACAGCGAGGAGUUUCGGCAAGUCGUGAGCUGCAGUGAGGGAGCUGUGAUCAAAGUUUGGGACUUUGACACUGGCCGUCAGGUUUUAGAGUUUGAUGGCAAGCAGGAUCUGACCGCCAUCACAUGCAUGACAUUUGACUCUAAAGGGAGGAGACUCAUCACGGGUGGAAGAGACGGAUGCUUGAAGAUAUGGAAUUUCAAUAAUGGUCAAUGUCUGAAGACUUUAAAGAAGGAUGGUAAAUGCCACGAAGUGUUCGACUGCAUCUUUCUCAAAGUUCACAGGAAUUUAGACCGGAGGAUUGACAUUUACGCUGACAAUGUUUGGGACCUGCAUCAUGUCCAGAGACCACAGCCUUCAUGGCACGAUGAUCUGAUAAAUGGCCAUAAGGGGGACAUCCUUUGUGUGGCACACUGUCCUCCAUCUCUCGUUGCCACCAGCAGCUAUGAUGGAGAGAUUAUAGUAUGGAAUGUCAGUUCUGGAUCUAUACAUUGUCGGCUUGUCAACUCUCUUGACGCUGAGCACCAAAAUGCUGAAGAUCUGGAUACAAGUGUUCCAAGCAUAAUUUUCCUGAACAAUCCCAAACUGCAGCAGUUUUCCUCAACUACAGCUCUCCUGUCAUCUGGUAUUAGAGGUUGUGUGAAUCUCUGGAACGUGCUCAACAGAGGAAAACUUGUGAGCCACUUCAAAGCAUCUAAAUUCCAACAAAAGGUAACAAAACUGGCCAAAGCAGAUAAGGACACAAUGCUGUACACGGCUGAUAGAAUUGGUUACAUCUAUGUUUACAACAUUGGGAAGUUUGACCCUGAGAAAAAAUCACCCAGAGCUGAGACCUUCUGGCGUGCUCACACCAGCACAAUAACCGGCCUGCAGAUCGUUGACAGUGAUCAAGUGGUGCUUACCUCAUCCACCGACUACACUGUGCGCCUUUGGAGUGCUCAGGGAGAAUUCAUUGGGACCUUUGGGCAGCCCGACAUCUGGAACGUCCACAACCCCUCAUCCUGGAUGCAUCCUGAUGUCCCCUAUGAGGUUCUGGUUGAUCCUCUCAGUAUGCCAUAUGAUGACACUCUGAAUGAAAAUUCAUGUCUUUCUGAAGCCAUCAAUCCUGACAAGACUGAGGCCGAUAGAGGGGAACUAAAGACCCUGUGAUGAAACUGUCAGGAAAACUAACGUGAUGGAACCACUGGGCUCUGAAAGGCUUUGAUUCAGUAGAGCCACUGAACACCAGCGAAACACCUGAACUCUCUCGCUGGUAUUGAUCCUUUCAUAAGCCACGCAGAAGAACUAGAGUCAACUGAAUAAGAUUAGACUGUAUUGAUCAAAAUUGAGAAACUGGGUCAUUGCAACAUCCAUUGCUAUAAAGUCAGAUCAAAGUAGAAGAAAACCGAAUAAAAUAAUAGCAAGAAUUAAGUCUGUUUGCAGUAAUACACAGCAUGAGGUAGAAUGAUCAGAG